UGUGGUGAAAGUUCCGGUUAAAGCGACACCCGGUGUGUUUCAUCAGCGGGACUCAGAGAUGAGAACAACCGCGGCGCUUUUUCACGGUGUUAAACUGCGGCGCGGUGUUUAUCUGGGACUUGUUUCAGGAUGCCCCUUGAUUAGAUCCCACCAUGGCAGAUCCAGAUCUUGAUUUCACCAGUGGAGAUGCCGGGGCGUCUGUGACCUACCCACAGCAGUGCAGCGCCCUGCGCAAGAACGGCUUCGUGGUCCUGAAGGGUCGUCCCUGCAAAAUCGUUGAGAUGUCUACUUCCAAGACCGGAAAGCACGGCCAUGCUAAGGUUCACCUGGUUGGGAUCGACAUUUUCACUAAUAAGAAGUAUGAAGAUAUUUGUCCCUCCACCCACAACAUGGACGUGCCGAACAUAAAGAGAAACGACUUCCAGCUUGUGGACAUCAAUGAGGGGUUUCUGUCUCUCAUGAUGGACAACGGUGAUGUGCGUGAGGACCUCCGUGUUCCUGAGGGUGACCUGGGCAAGGAAAUUGAAACAAAACACAGUGCUGGUGAAGAUAUGAUGAUUACGGUGCUCUCAGCGAUGGGUGAAGAGGCUGCAGUCGGCAUCAAGGCCUUUACCAAAUAGGAAGAGCAGGCGAGAGAGCGCGCGAUAGAGAGAGAGAGAGAGACUGGGCUGCUCAGGCUGCAACAUGCACCACAUUAUCUCCUGCUUUUGUUUCUUCAAAGCUCUGGCCUUCAAACACGACCUCACAACUCCUUACGCACUCUGGGGUGUUUUUUUUUUUUUUUUUUAUUUUUUUAUUUAAUCCUCCUUCCAGUGUCUCUGCUGGAAUUUUUAACAACUUGAUUUGUGUAGGUUGUUUCUUUUUUUUUUUUUUUUUUUUUUUGGCAUUCUGUCAGAUCCAAUAUUUUUAGGUUCAUUUUAUUCAAUGUAUUAUUUUUUUCAUUCCACUCUGUCCCGACUUUAUGGUGUUGGUUUGGCCGUGUACAUUCCUGAAAGUUCAGCUGGGAUUGUUUUAGGAUGAGAUUAAACACUGAUGUGAUUAAACACACAACAGUUUGUAGAAUUUGAUGCCUUUCAGUGGAAUUUAUGUGCUACACAUUUUAAAGAUGUGAAGGAAACAAAUGGCUCUUACUGACACACACACACACACACACACCCCAUUUCCCCCACACUGCCUUAAGGGUGCCAUACUUUUUCUUUUCUUUUUUUUUUUUAAAAUAUAUUGGUUGGUUCUGUAUCUGCACUAAAGGUCAGUUCUCUCAGUUGAUGCCUUUUACCCAAAGUGAGAUGAGUGUCCUGGUGGUUUAGCACUUUGUAGUACUUUGAGUACUACUGUAAACACUUUUUUUGUUUUUUGUUUGUUUCCCCACUAAGAAUUUUAUUUAUUUUAUUUUAUUUUUUUUUUUUUAAGUAAAAUCACUAAGACAGAAUAACAUUUCUGUGGAAUUUCUAAGCGCCGGUCUCCAUUGUGACAGACAGGAGGAUGUGAUGGCCAUGUGCGAGUACCUCUGUAACGCAAUAGCAGCCUGCUUCUGGCUGUCAGACAACUUUAAAUAAAGUGUUGAAGCCUG
Messenger RNA from Silurus meridionalis, 1570 nucleotides. RefSeq names its product eukaryotic translation initiation factor 5A (gene eif5a). The coding region runs from base 153 to 620 and encodes 155 amino acids. Gene Ontology annotation, biological process: positive regulation of translational termination; positive regulation of translational elongation. Gene Ontology annotation, molecular function: RNA binding; translation elongation factor activity; ribosome binding. NCBI's taxonomy places the organism in Eukaryota, Metazoa, Chordata, Actinopteri, Siluriformes, Siluridae. The record is from RefSeq and is a predicted model, not a curated record. The transcript has 5 exons.